Felis catus (domestic cat) is the source of this 11095-nucleotide messenger RNA. RefSeq names its product immunoglobulin like and fibronectin type III domain containing 1 (gene IGFN1). Bases 1202 to 10564 code for a protein of 3120 amino acids. The record is from RefSeq and is a predicted model, not a curated record. NCBI's taxonomy places the organism in Eukaryota, Metazoa, Chordata, Mammalia, Carnivora, Felidae. Gene Ontology annotation, molecular function: protein binding. The transcript has 20 exons.
CUGUCUCGUCAGUACUUGGAUGUUGGCCCUGCUUUUCCCCUCAGAGACCUCAGAGGCUGUGCAGCUGGUGGGGUAAAAGGAGAGAGGGACACCAAGGCUGCUGCCCCAUCUGGUGCCAGAGCCCUUGGCUUUACCCACUUCCGCGCUAACUCUGCAUCUGGUUUAAAAGGUGCACACUCAGCAGAUGCCCCAUGGCAGAGGCUCUGGAUGAUAUUCUCUUAAACCCUUGGAAUGAGGGCAGGAGCUGGAGGUUGGUGUCUGGUCCUGAAUCUUCUGCUCACUCCUUCAAUGGGCUUCAUUUUCUUCUCUGGGCCUUAGUUCUCCACUGUACAAAGGAUCCUUUGUACAGGCUUAUGUCAGAGGUGACAGUCAGAUAUGUGGGGUCGGUUUGUUUGCUUUGGCUUGCACAAUGUUUCCAAAUUUUAAGUCACUUGUCCACUGGUAAUAACGGGAAGGUACAUGUCUCUUGAGAAAGCAGAUAUAGUCUUUCAAUUGGCUAUACUGUAUACAAGUAACAGAAAACCCUACUACGAAUAGCCCAAGAAAUAGACACUUGAGCAUGUCACAUGAUAAGAAGUCCUGAGGUCAGAGUCCAGGGAUCAAACCACAGCUCAGGGCUGUCACGGGACAGCCGGACUCUUCCUGUCUCGCUGCUCUGCUACCCGAAGAGGCUGGUUUAUCUCCUCAGAGUCAUAAGACAACUGCUGCAGACCCACACUGAAUCCACAGACAGAUGCACCGGGUACAUCUGGCCCUCUUAUCAAGAAAGCCAAAGCAUUCUCAGAAAGUCCUUGGAGACUUCUGUUUAUAUCUCAUUGGCCAGAACCGUGUCACUCACACGGCCACUCCUAGUUGCAAGGGAAGCCAGUAUUUAGCUUUUCCGGCCUCCUUCCUACUAGUGGGAGUGGAUAGAUGAUGAGGACGAGGAUUGGGAAUGGCUGCAGAGUCAGCCAAAUGGCAGUGUCUGACUUCUUUGGCAACAUUGGCCUAUACCCCGAAACGGCAGCUCCCAGGUGCCGGAAGAGCCCCUCCAGAGACAGUUCAGUGUGCUGUCACCCAUGGUCACCUCACUCACUUCUGCCACCUCCCUGUCCCUGCAGCCAUGUCAGUGGGCCUCCCCUGCAUGCGAUGAUAAUCAGUUGGCUUUCGGAAGAAUCGGAAGAGGCACAAGGAACCCCAGGAGGACCUCAGGAAGGAGUUGAUGGACUACCGAAAUCUCCUGAAAAAGAGGGCCCCGCCUCCCACCAAGAAAAAGCCGAACCUGGAGCAGGUGUGGCAGCUGCUGAUGACGGCCGACCGCAAGGACUACGAGCGGAUCUGCCUGAAGUACGGCAUCGUGGACUACCGCGGCAUGCUGCGCAAGCUGCGGGAGAUGCGCAAGGAACACGAGGACAAGAUGGCCCAGUAUGUCAACGCCAUCUCCAACCUGAGACACAUCAAGGUCAGCAAGGAGGGGGUCGCAACGUUUGGCCUGGAGCUGGACCUCAAGUAUUCUGGGAGCAAGAUUUACCUGUAUAAGGAUGGUGAGAUGAUCCCCUACGGCUUCGACAACCAGAUCAAGCACUGUCUGCGGCACCUGGGGAAACGCUACCACUUCCAGAUCCGGAACCUGCAUCCUGAGGAUGCUGGCAUUUACCAGGUCAAGGUGGAGGAUGUGGAAAUCUUCUCCACGGAACUGGAUGCUAGCGCCAUCCCCGCCAGAGUGGUGGUCCCGCUGGCUGAGACCCACUGUGAAGAGCAGGGUGACGCCGUCUUCGAGUGUGUUCUCUCCAACCCCUGCCCCAAUGCCACCUGGAAUUUCCGGCACCGGCCACUCCAACUCAGCAACAAAUAUGAAGUGUCUGUGUCUCCUGAUGGGCUGACCCACCGUCUGGUGGUAAGGGGGGCCCAUUUCUCAGACAUGGGCCUCUACUCGCUUGGCACUGGGUUCCACAGCUCUAGCGCCUGGCUGGUGGUUGAAGCUGGGAAGGAUAAAGGCCUCAUGACCACAAGUGAUUACCACCAGCUGCAAGCACAAGGAGCCCAGACUUCAGAAGCAGAAGAUUCCAGGCGCGUCGGUGGCAAGGGAGGGAAACCCAGAGAACAGGGCCCCCUGGAGGGCUCCCUUAAUGGGGCCAGGCCUGCUUCUGAGCUACAGCUCACAGCUGGCUCAGAGACAGGUGGCCUCGGUGGGCAUGGCUACUCCUUGAUGGAGGUUGAUGGGGCAGCUGGCUCAGCCUGGGGCCCUGGACAGGCAAGAAAGGGCUUUGGGGAAGCAGAGGGAUACACAGUCACUCCCCCUGGGGAAAAUCAGCUGCACAGGGAGGGAGGCUGGGACAGAAGCCUUCCAGGGAGCCCCUAUCCACAAGGAGAAGGCCUGGAAUCAGGUUUGGGCCUCACGGAAGGUCAACAGCAAGAUCAUGGCAGGGACAGUGAUGGGGACAGAUGUGGUAGGACAGCAGGAGGCUGGGAGGCUAAGUCCAGGCACUCUCAGGUGGGAGGCCUGGGAAGCGGUGGGGAAGGAAAGGAAUACAGAGAAGAUCAUCAGAGUCCGCUGGACAGGCAUAGCCAGGAACAACUCUGCAGUGCUCAUCUGGGACCUGGGAGGGGAAAGACAGCUCUGAGGGGAUCCCAGUCUGGUCCUGUGGGCUCUUGGUCAGAAGAGGAAAUGAUGGAGAUUUUGCAGGAGGGAAGCCUGGGUGAGGUGGAGGGAGGGGGUGAUCGGAGCAGGGAAAGGCAGAAAGGAACAACAAGGGCAGUGUGGGGUAGUGGGACUGACCUGGGGGAAGCCAGAGACAGUCAUAGGGCAGGUGGUCCUGGGGCCCAGGAGUACUCUGGAGAAAGAGCUUCUAGCUCCAAGGCAGGCAUAGGCCCUGAGUCCUGGGGCUCUCAGGGAGGUAGAGAUGCUCAUAAUGGGGAAGCAAGGGGUUUCUGGGGGCCAGAGGAAUCUCUAGGAAAGAACUUCCAGGAAUCAUCAAUAUCUGGUAGCAGAAAAUUCCCCCUGGGACGAGAGGGGCCUGAGGACAAAGCUGAGGGUUCACUACAGGCAGAUGAUCGUGGCCCAGGGAAGUCUGUGGAGGGCGGAAAGGGCUACAAAACUAGCCCUGGAGGCCCAGGAGGUCCUGGGGGCUGGGAAAAGGGCCUACAGGGACUCCGGGGAAGGGAGGGCCAGGAGACAGCAGGGGGCUUGGGUGAGGCAGGGCAUGACUCCGGAAGCCUCCAGUAUUCACAAAGCUGGACAGCAGGGCAGUGGGGAGCAGAGGGUAGUGGCAGAAUAGAGUCUGAGGGCACAGGUCCUUGGGAUGACACAGGGUCCAGCCUCAGCAAAACUGGGGCUCACCGUGGGCCUGGAAUGUUGGGGUCUAGUGUAGGGGAUGGUGGUGUGGGUGGUGCCCAAGGGGCUGGACUGAUGAGAUCUGGUCAGGGGGUGGAUACCAGAAGCCACAGGCUAAUUGGGUCUCCAAGCCUGGGUGCUCAGGGGUCUGGGAGGACACUAGGAGACCCUGAUGGGUUAAGAGGUCCAGGGACAACAGGUUCUGAACCAGACUUCUGGAAUGGGUCAGGGGACUCCAGAGGACAAAGACCCAGAGGUGAGACAGGCUAUGAGGAUGGCUUAGGAGGUGCAAGGAGAAUAGGACCUAGGUAUGGUGGUGGCUCAGGGUAUGCCAGGGAACUAGGUCUUGAAAAUGCGGCUGGUUAUAGUGAUGGCUCAGCGACGUCAGGAGAAAUGGGAUCUGGUUAUGGCGCUGGUUGUAGAGUUGCCUCUGGGACACCUGGGGGAACAGAGUCUGAGGAAGGGGGUGGUUAUAGGCAUGGCUCAGGGGUACCUGGGGAAAUGUGGUCUGGAAACAAAGAUGGUUCUGGUCCUGCAAUAAGGGGGUCUGGGAGACUUGCUAGUCUCAAGAGUGGCUCAGGUAGCCCUGAAAGAGGGCCCAUGGAUGAAGCCAGGAUACAUCCAGAGGCCGGGGAUGCAUCCAGAGGCCAAGGGGAUACUGGCCCUGGGGGAAGGCAUCAUUCUCAUGGUGGCCUAGGGAGUCCUGGGACAGUGGAGUCUGUAGGUAAAGGUGGCCAUGGGGCCUCUACAACAGUGGAGACUGUUGGGGAGGGACAUGUGGAAGCAGAACCAGGGGUCUCUGGAAGAAUAAGACCCUGGGGUCAGACUGGAGACUAUGGGGACUUCAGAGCCUCAGGGUCUCUGGGGGCCUUUGGAGAAGGAGGCCAUGAAGAUGGCUCUGGGGGAGCAGGAGCCAUGGAGCCAGGGUAUCUGAAGGCAGGAGGUAAAGUGAAUGACGGGGGUAGGACCAGGGACCUUGGUGCUAGGGCCUCUGGAGCUGGAGCUGGUCAUUGGGAUGAUACCAGGUUCCCUGAGGCACUAGCUCCUCAUGCUGGGGCCAGUUCCAAGAGCCAGGGGGCUUAUGGCUCUGGUGAUGUGCCGGGUUAUGGGGGUGGAUCAGGAAUUCGAGGGCCUCAGCAAAUUGGAAGGAGAACAGCUUAUGGAGAAAGGUCAGGGGGUCUUGGGCCUGGGGGGAUCGGGCCAGGGGGUGAGGCAGGUUAUAAGGAUGGUAUUGGGCCCUCUGGGGGAAUAGGGCUUGUAGAUGAGGUAGGCUAUAGGAAAGAUUUGGGAGCUCCUGAGGGAAUGGGUUCAGUGGGUAAGGCAGAUCAUAGGGGUGGUUUGGAGGGUUCUGGGAGAAUUGGGUCAGGGGGUGAGAUAGGUUAUAGGGAUGGUCUGGGGGGUUCUGGGAAAACGGGGUCAGGGGGUGAGGCAGGUUAUGGGGAUCGCUUAGGGGGUUCUGGGAGAAUGGGGUCAGGGGGUGAGAUAGGUUAUAGAGAUGGUCUGGGAGGUUCUGAGAAAAUGGGGUCAGGGGGUGAGGCAGGUUAUGGGGAUGGCUUCAGGGAUCCUGGGAGAAUGAGGAUGGGGGGUGAGGCAGGUUAUAAGGAUGGUUUGGGGAGUUCUGGGAGAAUGGGGUCACAGGGUGAUACAGGUUAUGGGGAUGGCUUGGAGGGUUCUGGGAGAAUGGGAAUGGGGGGUGGGGAAGGUUAUAAGGAUGGUUUGGGGGGUUCUGGGAGAAUUGGGUCAGAGGGUGAAAUAGGUUAUAGGGAUGGUCUGGGGGGUUCUGGAAGAAUGGGGUCAGAGGGUGAGGCAGGUUAUGGGGAUGACUUGGGGGGUUCUGGGAGAAUGAGGAUGGGGGGUGGGGCAGGUUAUAAGGGUGGCUUGGAGGGUUCUGGGAGAAUCGGGUCAGGUUAUGAUGAUGGCUUGGAGGAUUCUGGGGGAAUGGGGUCAAGGGGUAAGGCAGGCUAUGGGGAUGGCUUGGAGGGUUCUGGGAGAAUGGGGUCAGGGGGUAAGGCAGGCUAUGGGGAUGGCUUGGAGGGUUCUGGGAGAAUGGGGUCAGGGGGUAAGGCAGGCUAUGGGGAUGGCUUGGAGGGUUCUGGGAGAAUGGGGUCAGGGGGUAAGGCAGGCUAUGGGGAUGGCUUGGAGGGUUCUGGGAGAAUGGGGUCAGGGGGUAAGGCAGGCUAUGGGGAUGGCUUGGAGGAUUCUGGGAGAAUGGGGUCAGGGGGUAAGGCAGGCUAUGGGGAUGGCUUGGAGGAUUCUGGGAGAAUGGGGUCAGGGGGUAAGGCAGGCUAUGGGGAUGGCUUGGAGGGUUCUGGGAGAAUGGGGUCAGGGGGUAAGGCAGGCUAUGGGGAUGGCUUGGAGGGUUCUGGGAGAAUGGGGUCAGGGGGUAAGGCAGGCUAUGGGGAUGGCUUGGAAGAUUCUGGGAGAAUGGGGUCAGGGGGUAAGGCAGACUAUGGGGAUGGCUUGGAGGGUUCUGGGAGAAUGGGGUCAGGGGGUAAGGCAGGCUAUGGGGAUGGCUUGGAGGGUUCUGGGAGAAUGGGGUCAGGGGGUAAGGCAGGCUAUGGGGAUGGCUUGGAGGGUUCUGGGAGAAUGGGGUCAGGGGGUAAGGCAGGCUAUGGGGAUGGCUUGGAGGAUUCUGGGAGAAUGGGAUCAGGGGGUAAGGCAGGCUAUGGGGAUGGCUUGGAGGAUUCUGGGAGAAUGGGGUCAGGGGGUAAGGCAGGCUAUGGGGAUGGCUUGGAGGAUUCUGGGAGAAUGGGGUCAGGGGGUAAGGCAGGCUAUGAGGAUGGCUUGGGAAAUUCUGAAAGAAUUUGGUCAAAGGGUGAAGCAGGUUAUGGGGACGGCUUGGGGGGUUCUGGGAGAAUGGGGUCAGGGGGUAAGGCAGGCUAUGGGGAUGGCUUGGGGGGUUCUGGGAGAAUGGGGUCAGGAGAUGAGACCGGUUAUAAGGAUGGUUUGGGGGUUUCUGGGAGAAUCAAAUCAGGGGGUGAGGCAGAUUAUAGGGAUGGUCUGGGGGGUUCUGGGAGAAUCGGGUUAGGAGACGAGGCAGGUUAUAAGGAUGGCUUGGGAGGUUCUGGCAGAAUCUGGUCAGGGGGUGAAGCAGGCCGUAGGGGUGAUUUGGGGGGUACUGAGGGACUGGGGUCAGGAAAUGAGGCAGAUUAUAGGGGAGGCUCACGGGUAUCUGAAAAAAUGGGGUCAGAAGGUGAGGUGGGCUACAGAGAUGGUUCAGGGAGUUUCAGAGUAACAGGCACACAGGCUGGAGUGGGGUAUGAGGGUGCACCCAGAGACCAAGAAGCCAUAGGGCAAGGGUCAAGAUACUGGACAGCAUCAGAAGGGACUGAUGGUGGCACAAACUCCAAAGAUGGCUCAGAGAGGGGCAGAGGAAGGAGGCUUUUGAAAGGGGCACGUCCAGGACUGGGCUCUAGGACGACUGGGGUGCCAGCAACUACAGAUGGUGCAGCAUGCAGGGACGACCCUUCGGGCGCAGGGGUGUUGGGGAUUCAAGGAGGGUCACAGAGUCUUUCAGAUGGGCAGGACUCCAAGAAGGGUCUCAGGGGCCCUGGAACCUCAGGGGUCCCUGAGGCGCCGGGGGCUGUUGGCUCUAUGGGAAAAUCAGGUGUCAGAGAGUGGCAAGAUGCUGCUGGGAUCCCAGGGUCUCCUGGGGGCAGAGAGCCUCCCAGUAGGGAGGGUGGGUCUGCAGAUCAAGCAGGGGGUAUGGGGGCUUCUGGGUUUCCUGAUGGUCAGGGCGCAAUGGAGGGUGAGACGUGGGCAGAUGCGGCUGCUCUGGAAUGUGGACAUGAGCAGGACUUCUGGAAAGCAGGCCCAGGAACACCAGACAGGGGUAGAGCAGCUGGCCUUGGGGGAUUUGCACCUCGGGGAGGUGGGGACUCACAGGUGGAAGGCAGAAGGAUGGGAGCUGCAUGGAGGAGUUCAGCGGGUACAGGCCAGGUUCUGGACAGCAACCGGAUGCCUGGGGAAAGGAAUAAAUCAGCAUCAGGUUCUGCUGAUGGACAAGGUGUAAGCCACACUGGGGCCCUAGACAGGGAAGACCAGGGAUUUGGCCAAGGUAGCACAGGUGCUGGGAAUCAGUCCCCAGGUUCCAGAGCUUCCAGAUCUCUGCAGGAGAAAGAUCCCACUUUCAGUGGGACCCAUGAUGGCUCCAGGAGCAGGAAGGGUGCUCCAGGCCAAGAAGGAGCUGGUGGGCGUCAAGGCCCAUGGUUCCUGGAUAGCAAAGGGUCAGGUCCUGGAAGGGGCAGGUCUAUUGGCCCAGGGGACUCAGGUGUCCUGGAGGAAGAGAAUUCCACUUAUAGGGAGAAUGGCUUCACCCAAAAACCUGGGGAUUUAGGGCCUCAGGGAGCCUGGAAUAGCCUAGAUGGGCCCUUUGGCAGAAAAGACUCUGUAGACAGAUCAGGGGGCAUCCAGGGCAUGGGCUUUCAGCUAGACAAAGGACAUAGAGGAGAAAGAGGGUCCCUGGAGGCUGAGAAUGACAAGGCCCAGGGUCCAGGUGCCCAAAAGGAAUAUGAGGGAUGGGGAGCAGAAGAGUGUGGCGGGUCAGACAGAAGGCCUGGCCAGCUCAGAAGCAGGUCCCUGAGACAGUCAGGGGUGGAGGCUGGAACAGCAAAGAGAAGGGGAGCAGAGGAGGGCAGAGGCUUGGGGCAGCCACUGGGAGGAGACAGCAGAGGGAGCGGAGGGGUGACUCUGCACGAAGACUGGAGCCAGGAGCCCCCAAGUCAUCUUGGCAGCAGGAGAGGUGGCAAGGACGGCAGGUCAGACAUCUAUGGCCAGGGGAGGGAUGCCACCCCGAGUACCAGAUCCAGAUCCAAGCGUGGCACUGACGCUUUCUCCAAGGAGGCCCAAGGCCCCAUGAGCUACUUCUCCAAGAGCCUGGCUGACCUGGAAGUACAGCAGGGAGAGGCCGCUGUCCUCUCCUGUACCCUCACCCGUGACCUGGGCCCCGGUGCCUGGUUUAAAGAUGGAGUCAAGCUCAGCGCCCAGGAUGGAAUCACUUUUGAGCAAGAUGGUCUCGUGCACAGCCUCCUCCUUGCCCACGUGCAGGGGCCCCAGGCUGGGAGGUACACCUUUGUUGCCGGCAACCAGCGGAGCGAGGCCACCCUGAGUGUCCAUGAUCGCCCCGUCAUCGCUCCAGAUGUGACAGAGAAACUGAGAGAGCCCCUGGUGGUCAAGGCUGGGAAGCCGGUGACAGUGAAGAUCCCCUUCCAGAGCCACCUCCCAGUUCAGGCUGCCUGGAAGAAGGACGGAGCUGAGCUGGUGGGCAGCGGCAGCAGCCGGGGGGUCCAGGUGGCCCUGGGGGACGGCUUCACUCGGCUGUGCCUCCCUAGCGCUGGCAGGAAGGACCGUGGCCAGUACAGCGUGACGCUGAGGAGCGAGGGAGGCUCCGUCCAGGCCGAGCUCACCCUGCAAGUUCUAGACAAGCCCCAGCCCCCACAAGGUCCCCUGGAGGCACAGGACUGCCAGGGGGCUGGUGUCUGCCUCCACUGGCGGCCCCCCCAGGACGACGGGGGCCGGGCCUUGGAGCACUACGUGGUGGAGAGGCGGCAGGCUGGCAGAAGCACUUGGCUGAAGGUGGGCGAGCCCCCCGCAGGCACCACCACCUUCACCGAUACCCACGUGGAGCAGGGCAAGAAAUACACCUUCCGAGUGCGGGCUGUGACCUCUGAGGGGCCCGGGGAGGCCCUGGAGUCCACAGAGGUGCUGGUGGCUCCCGAGGCUCUCCCCGGGCCCCCUUCCACCCCAGCCAUCCAGUCGGCCUCCAGCCAGGGCAUCACACUGACAUGGACGGCACCUAGGGGCCCCGGCAGUGCCCACAUCCUGGGCUACCUGAUCGAGAAGCGCAAGAAGGGGAGUAACACCUGGACAGCAGUAAAUGCGCAGCCCGUGCCUGGCAGGAAGUGGACCGUGGUGGACAUGCGGCAGGGCUGUCAAUAUCAGUUCCGGGUCACGGCUGUGGCUCCCUCUGGCCCCGGAGAGCCUGGACCCCCAUCAGAUGCUGUCUUUGCUCGGGACCCCAUGAGACCCCCAGGGCCCGUGAGGGACCUCCAAGUCACAGAUACGUCGAACACCAGCAUCACCUUGAGCUGGGCCCAGCCGGAUGCUCAGGAUGGGGACGAAGCCCAGGGAUAUGUGGUGGAGCUGCGUGGCUCAGACAGUCUGCAAUGGAGCCCAUGCCAUACGGGCACCGUGCCGGUCACCACCUUCACAGUCAAAGGGCUUCGGCCCCAAGAGGGCUACUUCAUGAGGGUGACAGCAGUUAACGACGGGGGCCACGGCCAGCCCACUGCCCUGGAUGCAUUAGUGCAAGCCAUGCCUGUUACCGUCUGUCCCAAGUUCCUCAUGGAUUCCAGCACAGAGGACCUGCUGAUGGUCAGAGCUGGGGACACCAUUCGUGUGCCUGUUUCCUUUGAAGCUGCCCCCAUGCCUGAGGUGACCUGGCUGAAGGAUGGCUUGCCCUUGCCUAAAAGAAAUGUGACCUUCACCAAGGAUGGCCUCACCCAGCUCCUGAUUCCUGUGGCCAGCCUCUCAGACAGUGGCCUCUACACUGUGGUGCUGAGGAGCUUGGAGGGCAAGGAGGCUACCUACAGCUUCCCCCUCAGGGUGGCAGCAUGCCCGAAGGCUCCCGGACCCAUCCGCCUGCAGGAGAACGUGCCUGGGACAGUGACGGCUGAGUGGGAACCUUCUCCAGAUGAGGCCGGGGAUGUCCCCCUGCACUACGAGGUGCUGACACGCUCCUCGGAGCACGGGCCCUGGCGCCAGGUGGCCGACCACGUGCACACCAACCACUUCACCCUCCUGGGUGUGCUCCCCGGCCACGAGUACCACUUCCGGGUGGUGGCCAAGAACGAGCUGGGGGCCAGCCAGCCCUCAGACACCAGUCAGCCCUGGUGCAUCCAGCGGCAGCGAGACAGGUUCACGGUGAAGGCUCCCAGCUACCGGGAGCCUGACCUGAGCCAGAAGCCCCGGUUCCUGGUGGGCCUGCGGACCCACCUGCUGCCUGAGGGCUGUGAGUGCUGCAUGAGCUGUGCCGUCCAGGGCUGGCCCCGGCCCAGCGUCACCUGGUUCAAGGACGACCAGAGCCUGGCAGGAAACCCGGAAGUAUAUAGCACUGAUGUGCUGGGCGUGUGCUCCCUCAUCAUCCCCAGUGUCUCCCCCAAGGACAGCGGCCAGUACAAGGCAGUGGCUGAGAACACGCUGGGCCAGGCUGUCAGCACCGCCACCCUCAUUGUCAUAGAAUCUAGCUCCUAGCCCCACCUCGCCCUGGGAUGGCCCUGUCUGGCCCCACAGCCAUCGGAUGGUGACAGAUUCCUGAAACUUCCCUCUUGACGCCCACACUGGCCCAGAGAGCCAGUCCUAAAGGAUGGAGCACACUGGUAGUGCCCAGAGCCCCAGGGAGACAGAGUGAGGGGCUUCCUGGGGAUGUUCCACCAGAAGGGCAUGGAGUCCUUGGGGAAGAAAGAGAAGAAGCGGGGACAUCCAGCCUCUCAACCCCAAGCCAAGUGCCUGAACGGAUGACAGGGAGCCUCCUCCGCCCUCAUUACGUGGGCUUCUUUCUUUUCUACUUUGGGGGAAUCCGGAGAGAACCUGUCUGCAACAUGGAGGCCAAGUCCUUGUUUUCCCGAGCUGGGUUCCUAGAGGGAGAGCAGGAAGAGCUGGGCCUGCUGUGGACACCAGAGGGAAGAAUGAGGAGGUCAGAGGACCUGGGUGAGGGCCAGGGCGUCCAGGGCAUGUGUGGAGGGAGUGCCUUCUGUGCCUUUCAUCAUUAAAACGUUAAGCUAA